Messenger RNA from Truncatella angustata, 854 nucleotides. RefSeq lists its product as uncharacterized. Bases 13 to 234 code for a protein of 73 amino acids. The transcript has 2 exons. The record is from RefSeq and is a predicted model, not a curated record. NCBI's taxonomy places the organism in Eukaryota, Fungi, Ascomycota, Sordariomycetes, Amphisphaeriales, Sporocadaceae.
CUAGCUAACAUCAUGCCUAAAAGUUCCUCACUACAAACAGACACAAAUGAUUACGGUGUGCACUUGGGCCUAACCAAGCUGCCUCAGGAAGAGAAUGUUCUCAGAGUGGGGCUCGAACCCAACUUUUACUAUCCACAGGAAGAUGUUUUGACUGAAUAUUGUCGCCCCAAGAAUGUUGGUGGAACAUUCUUAUGUCAGGCACCAUAUUGGGCGCUGCCCCGGAUGCUUCUAUGAGUCUCGCAUAUCCACUGCUCUCUACGCAACCAUUUGUGCAGAAAUCGAAGAACCUCUCACGUAUAAUGCGCUCCUGUUUCAUGGCAGUCACAUCUCUCCAUGAGUAGCGCACUAAUUACUGGUACGUUGAAUCCAGUAAACAACUGUUGAUGGGCAUUGCUGACUUGUGCAGGAUACAUGGCGGAGUGGGUAGCGCUGACUCUGGCCGCUGCCAAUGAAAAUUUCAAUAUUUGGCACAACCGCGUCUUCACCAGGGAAGCGUUCUGGCCAGGAAUUUCAGGGUGGUAUUUUAUCGACUGAGAAAUGAAAAAGAAAACCAGACAAGUCCGCAAUUUGCGGCGAAAUAAAGGCACCCUAUGUCCCUAGACCAGACGGAGCCGGAGGCGUCUUUUACCGAACAUUCACUUACUCCGACCGGGCUAAUCAGGAGAAAGUGUAACAAGAGUGGGUGUCACUUUAGGGUGUAGAACAAAGUGAUGCAAAUUAGUUACGGAUGUGCCUCUGAAAUCCGUUGUUUAAAAUAAACAACUGGAAAUGGGUUAUUUCUAGCAGGCGCCGUUUUGAACAUGGCUGUGGGGCUGAAGUCAUGCGUUCAUUUCAGCAUAAGGUCUGCCAUUUUC